GGCCCGUGGGCGGCCGCUCUGCGCUGUUGUACGUCCACGCGGUGUGGGUGGCGGCCGGCCGGCGGCGGCGCGCGGCCGUAUAAGGUCGGCGCCGAGCCUCUGCGGUCACAGUCGCGCUCCGAGCUGCCGCCGUCCACACCGCAGCCAUGGCGAGUCUGUCCUGCUCGGCUCUGCUGCUGGCCACAGCCCUGGUGGGCCUGGAGGCGCGCCCCUACAAGGACCAGCAGCUGUCUGACCGGGGGAUCGACUCUCUGGGCGGCGGCCACUUACUCAGAGGCAUCGACUCGCUGGGCGGCGGCCACCUGUUGAGGGGAAUCGACUCUCUCGGCGGAGGACACCUCCUGAGAGGAAUCGACUCCCUGGGCGGAGGACACCUGUUGCGAGGAAUCGACUCUCUGGGAGGAGGACAUCUGCUCCGGGAGGCGGACUCCCAGGGAGGACGGCGGCACCUCUCCAACGUCUACACACAGAGGCUGAUCGACUACUAUAACAGCCACCCGGAGGCUUACGACCGGGAGGUGCGCGCCCUGGACCCGCUCAGCGGCGUCUCGUUCGGUGUGGAGAAGCGGCUCGACUCGCUCAGUGGCAUGACCUUCGGCCUGGAGAAGCGCAACUUUGACGAAAUCGAUCGGUCGGGCUUCAGCGGCUUCGCGAAGCGCAACUUCGACGAAAUCGACCGAUCUGGCUUCACUGGCUUCGCGAAGCGGCCACAGCAGUCCAGCGUACAAAAGCGCAACUUUGACGAAAUCGAUCGCAGCGGAUUCAGCGGUUUUGUGAAGCGGGAGGCGCCGGCCAAAGAGAAACUGUAGGCUCACACCCCGCCCAUUUGUAUCCAUUCCGCCAAAUUUCUUGUUCUGCCAUUUGUCGAGCCCUGAACAUUUGCAAGAUCAAAUAACAAGGUCGAGCUCGCUGGGGUCAUUGACCGGACACAGCUGGGGUCACUGACCGGGACACAGCUGAGGCCACUGACCGGACACAGCUGGGGUCACUGACCGGACACAGCUGGGGUCACUGACCGGGACACAGCUGAGGUCACUGACCGGUCACAGCUGGGGUCACUGACCGGGACGCAGCGUCCGAGAGGCUGGAUGGCUGCGUUCCGUUCCGGUCAGGUCGGACUGACCUGACCCGCAGCGAGCUGACCUGAACCCUGUGCCGGCCAACCGGCCUGCGCUGUCACAGACGUUCGGCGCCGCGACCGUGGCGAGCUAUUUCGCGGGGCAAUGUGUGAUUGUUUCGUGUCGAGACGCUAUUCGUUGAUAAUAUAGUCACGAUAUGACG
Messenger RNA from Amphibalanus amphitrite, 1281 nucleotides. Its product is annotated as orcokinin peptides type B-like. The transcript is spliced from 4 exons. The record is from RefSeq and is a predicted model, not a curated record. NCBI's taxonomy places the organism in Eukaryota, Metazoa, Arthropoda, Thecostraca, Balanomorpha, Balanidae. The coding region runs from base 147 to 809 and encodes 220 amino acids.